ACUCCUCUCCUCUCUGUCCUGAGCCCUCUCACUCACCCCCAAACGCCCCCCUCCUCUCUGUCUCGAGCCCUCUCACUCACCCUAAGCGCUUCCCUCCUCGCCUCUGUCCUCGAGUACGUAGCCAAGGAUUUUGAAGCAAAAGAGGUUUGCGAGGCUAGAUAUACUGGUGGCGGACGGCGAGAGCACAAUCGACCCGAGUCGUUACUCUUCGCUCGGUGAUUUCAGGCUCGACGUCGAAGAGAAGGAGGAAGAACAAGAACGAGAUGAAGGAGAAAAGCAGUUCUGAAUGUACUAAAAUGCUUGGCAGGCCCACAUGAGAGGGCUCUUCUGCUGAAGAAGUUUGCAGCAUCUGCUUCAGAUGAAGAAGUUUUGGAACUUGCGAAUCAGGUCUCCUUGUACACUGGAUGCUCCCAUCAUUGCUCCCUCCUCAUACAAUUCAUAUUCGACCGUUGAUGAUCAAGGUUGAAAAGGACCCGAAGCUUUCAGAUAUCAGGACCGUUGAUGCACUCGAAAUGGUACAAACAAGUAAUAAACCAAAGCCUGCAUAUCUUUCAAAGAUUUUGAUUGCACUUUUAAGCUAUGGUGGGGUCCCUAAUGAAUUUCUUUUGGACAUGGUGGAGAAUGCUCUGGGAGAUGCAAAUAGUGUCUUCUCUAGUAAACGAGCAGCUCCAAGAGAAACAAACUCCAAAACAAGGCCAUUCUUCGGUGGAGUCGGCGUCAACCGAGACAUACUGGUGGUGGAUUUGGAUGAUGAUAAUCAUGUCUCAUCACCUAACAGCACCGUGUCGAGCAUAAGUGGGAAGAGAAGUGAGAGAGAUCCGCAUGGAGAAAAUGAAGUUGAGGCUGAGAGAACUUCGUGCUCUUGUGAGAGCAUUGAAGAAGAUGGCAGCGGAGGAGAUGGAGCGAGGAAGAAGCUCAGGCUGUCUAGAGAACAGUCAUUGGUGCUAGAGGAGACAUUCAAAGAGCAUAACACUCUUAACCCUAAUCAAAAGCUUGCCUUGGCCAAGCAGCUGAAUCUUAGUCCCAGACAGGUAGAGGUCUGGUUUCAGAAUAGGCGUGCCAGGUCUAAGAUGAAGCAAACUAAGGUGGACUGUGAGUACCUUAAGAGAUGCUGCGACAAUCUUACACAGGAAAACAAGAGGCUGCAGAAGGAAGUGCAGGAGCUCAGAGCACUGAAGCUCUCCCCACAGCUCUACAUGCAUAUGAACCCUCCCACCACGCUCACCAUGUGCCCUUCAUGUCAGCGAGUGUCUGUUCCUUCAGCAUCAUCGUCGCCUCCAUCUUCAUCUUCAGUCACUGCCUCAGUGAUUGGCCCCAUAGGGCCGGUCCAUAAUCCUUUUAGUCAGUCUGGACCAUCCAUCAACUCUUGGGCAAGGCUACAGAUGCAACAAGGAUUGAACAAUUUGCACUCUUAAUGGCUUUUCUGAUAUCUACGUGGCAUGUGCCAAGGCGUAAAGCAAAGAGCAUCAGCUCAUCCUGACGAUACAUUAGCAAGUAUGACAUAGAAAGAUCCAAUGAUUGGCAAAAUAGAGCGUCUAUUGCGCUUUUUGCUGAUAAUAGGACAUUGAUUGCUGGGAUAGACAAAUCUUAUCCCUGUUUUUAAGGUCGAAAACAUGUAGGGAACAGAAAAGAUGAACGUUAGUUGUUCAUGAAACUUCUUCACUUAGGUAAUUUGAUGAUCUAUCAUGAUGCGGGUGAUUGUCGAAUCUAUUCAAAUGUCGAUGAAUCAUGGUCUCAUCUACCAUGUUGGGUCAUCAAUUGUUUCGAGCAAUUCAAUUGCGAUAUUUGUUGA
Molecule: messenger RNA, 1792 nt
Organism: Eucalyptus grandis
Lineage: Eukaryota; Viridiplantae; Streptophyta; Magnoliopsida; Myrtales; Myrtaceae
Product: homeobox-leucine zipper protein ATHB-4
Exons: 6
Coding region: 405-1415 (336 amino acids)
Biological process (GO): regulation of DNA-templated transcription
Cellular component (GO): nucleus
Molecular function (GO): sequence-specific DNA binding; DNA-binding transcription factor activity, RNA polymerase II-specific; RNA-directed RNA polymerase activity
Source: RefSeq, a predicted model, not a curated record